Molecule: messenger RNA, 3623 nt
Organism: Vespula pensylvanica (western yellowjacket)
Lineage: Eukaryota; Metazoa; Arthropoda; Insecta; Hymenoptera; Vespidae
Gene: Mgat2
Product: alpha-1,6-mannosyl-glycoprotein 2-beta-N-acetylglucosaminyltransferase
Exons: 10
Coding region: 475-2256 (593 amino acids)
Biological process (GO): protein N-linked glycosylation; oligosaccharide biosynthetic process
Cellular component (GO): Golgi membrane; Golgi stack
Molecular function (GO): alpha-1,6-mannosylglycoprotein 2-beta-N-acetylglucosaminyltransferase activity
Source: RefSeq, a predicted model, not a curated record
GGUGUCAUAGAGACGGUGGUGAGGGUGGUUCCAGAGGGUUGAAAAAGAAAUAAGACAGGAAAAGCUUUGGCCAGUUUCCUCGCGCACCAGGCCGCCGCGAGGUGCGCGUGUAACAUAGUGUGGAAUAAAAACGAGCGUGCAGCGUCGUUUUAUUUUUUCGAUAAUCAUCAUGCGACGGCGUUAUGUUCACGACUUUCCUUUAAACUCUGUCAUCAGUUACGACGAUACUUGAUCGCGGGCUAAGGAAGCAUAAACGAGAUAGAUAUUCGUCGUUAGUAAACUAAAUUUUCACAACGACGACGACGACGACGACGACGACGACGACGACGACAACGACAACGACUAACCAUCCCCCACCCACCUUCAUCCCAUCACCCCUCGUGUGUGAUAUGGUGACCCUGCAUUCUUCCAAAAUGGAGGAUCAUCCAGUUGGCAUUUCUCCUUCCUUAAGAACAUUUACCUAAGGAUGACACGAUGAGAGGAAAACCAUACGAUUAUUCUAAGCAGAAAUACGCUAACACGAUAAAGCGCGGAAAAAGAUCGGGAGGGGUCACAACUGUUGGUGCGGCGAGGUCAGGUCGCGGUACUCUACAGAGGACACUCGUCCUCGUAUUUCUGGCGACAUUUCUCUGGCUGCAGAUUCAUGUGAUCAAUUUAACCAGCAGGGAUACGUCUGGACAGUCUUCGGCUAACGAGACGCUCUUUGCACUGGUCCCUCAGGAACUCCACAGGUUCCUGAAAGAGCGGCAUAAUGUGUCUUCGACGUCGAGCAAUGCAACUGCUGGCACGCUAACGGAUCUCGAAAUCGAGGAUAUACGUCGUAACAUCGAUCGUAUAAAUUCCGAGCAAAAGGUUUACAACGAGGAAGCGUUUGGUCCACUUGCCGCGGAUGCACCUAUCAUCGUCGUACAAGUUCACGUUAGGCUGACCUACUUGAGACACCUGAUCGUCUCUCUAGCGCAAGCAAGGGGCAUCGAACAGGCUCUUCUUGUUUUUAGCCAUGAUGUAUGGAACCCGGACAUCAACUACUUGGUUCAAAGCGUCGACUUUUGUCGUGUCAUGCAAAUAUUUUAUCCCCAUAGCAUACAAACGCAUCCAAAAACAUUUCCAGGCGAGGAUCCAAAUGAUUGUCCGAGAAACAUUCACAAGGAAGAAGCCUUGUAUUUGAAAUGUAUCAACGCGAAACAUCCGGAUCUUUAUGGACAUUAUCGCGAGGCCAAGUUUACACAAACUAAACAUCAUUGGUGGUGGAAGGCUAAUAAGGUCUUCGAUCAGUUAACAAUAACGAAGAAUCAUACUGGUAUGGUACUAUUUCUCGAAGAGGAUCAUUACGUUGCCGAGGACUUUCUUCAUGUAUUGAGACUUAUGGAACGUACCUGCAAGCACAGCUGCGAACGUUGCAACGUCCUAUCGUUGGGUACAUACCUCAAGACCUACAACUAUUUCGCUGACUUCAGUCGUAAAUUCCUUGGCGUAAACGGCGCCUUACAAAAGGAACUUCUACGUGGAUUAAAGAAGCACGAGUCACCAGGCCUGCAGAAUGUUCUGAGCAGCAGCAGCAGCAGUAGCAGCAGCAGCAGCAGCAGCAGCAGCAGCAAAAGCAGCAGCAGCAGCAGCAGCAGUAUCAACAGCAACGCUAACAACGUUGCUGGUCUCAACGUCGUUGGAACCGAAAACGUUGCUGGAUUAUCGACCUAUCAGAGCUCACAGACGAUCCAAGCUGCACCUUCUUGGGCAUUCCAGCUCUUACCAACCCUCUACACUCACUAUCAGAAGGCCGAGGUAAUACCCUGGAUAUCGAGUAAACACAAUAUGGGUAUGGCGUUCAAUCGUAUAACGUGGAACAAACUGAGGAAGUGUGCCGUACAAUUUUGCUCCUACGACGAUUACAAUUGGGAUUGGAGUCUACAACAUAUAGCACAGACAUGUUUGCCACCUAGUAAAGGAGCUGGUGCAGCACCCCGUGUUGAUUCCGGCCUUAUUACCAUGAUGAUGAGAGCACCCAGAGUCUUUCACAUCGGCGAAUGCGGUGUACACCACAAGAAGAAUAAUUGCGAGUCGACCGCAGUUAUAGCGAAAGUUCAAAAUGUUUUGAGAGCUGCGAGAGACCAUCUCUUUCCGUCGCAAUUAACCUUAACGGUUGCUGGUAUGGCCAAGAAGACUAAAUUGAGAAAAGGUAAUGGCGGAUGGGGAGAUGUUAGGGAUCAUCAGCUUUGUUGGAACAUAACGAUGUAUCCGGACCUUGUCCUGCCUUAAAACAAAAAACAAAAAACAGAAAAAAGAAGAAGGAGAAGAAGAAACUAAGGGGAGGGAGAAAAAAAACAAAAAGGAACAACUGCGUCCGAAGAAAAUGAAGAAUAUCGCAAAAAGAGAAAAUUAUCACAAACAGACAACGUUAAUACUUAAAAGGAACAAGUUUUUACGCCCACUGUACUUACUGAUUCUUAGCGUUUUCCAAUAUUUCUCAUCAACACGAAUAUCGUUUCCCAUUGUAAUAUGAAUGAAUGAUCGAUUGAUUUAACGUGUUGAUCGAGAAAAGACUCUCUAUCGGUACGAACUCGAUUCGUUCGUUAUCGAGCUUUUAAUAUGUGUCUUUCAAAUCGUGAUCUCUGGAAUGAGAUAAUAUGUCUCUCUGACAUAUAUCAUCAGUGUAUAUCUGCAAAUGAUAAUAAUGAAUUUAUAUAUAUAUAUAUAUAUAUAUAUAUAUAUAAUGUGCAAAAGAGACCUAAAUAAAUGCUCUCUUUCGUUCGCACACGAAUAUCAUAAACGCGUGUUUAUUACUCACAUGAGAUUAAUCCUAUUACGUUUAGAACUUGUUGAGUGUUAAUAAAUCCUUCCUCUCUAAUUUGAGAUACACUACGUUGUUGAAUAUAUAUAUAUAUAUAUAUAUAUAUAUAUAUAUAUCACUGUGAGAGAAUCGUGAAUAAAAGGAAAAAAGGAAAAAAAAGGAAAAGAAAAAAAAAGAAAAAUAACAUAACGCGCGCGUAAUGGUCCAAAGAUAUACACCAUUAUUGAAUUCUUUCCAUUUUUCGUGUUCGUUCGUUCUUUUUUUCUUUUCUUCUUCUUUUUCUUUUUUUCAAUCACGACACACUUGUUAUAAUAGUUAUGUAAGAAGAAGAAAAAAAAAAAAGAGAGAGAGAGAAAGAAAACGAAGGAAAAAAAUAAUAAUAAUUCACAGCGAAUUUAUAAAUGAUUAAUCGUUGUUUGACGUCUAUCAACACCAUGUACGUUCCUAUUUUUGAUCGAUUAUAGUUUAAUACAAUCCUGUGAAAUUUUUCAAGAAAUUAUGUAUGCAUUCGCGUGAAUAAUAUUUCUUCAGAUCGAAGAAAUGUAAUGAGUUAUGGUCAUCGUACAACGAGAGAAAGAGAGAGAGAGAGAAAAAGAGAGAUCUCGGCGUUCGAUUUUUUUUCCUUUCGAAUUAAAACACUGGCCGAAGUUUGUCCCGAAAUACGCACAUCGUACUCUAGUCAUAAGGGUUGGGCAAUAUUUAAUUCAAUUAACGAUUAACUAUCUAAGAUUUUAUUUUAUAUCGAUGUUAUUUCGUAUAACAGAAAUAAAUUAAUUAUUUGGAUCAUUGGUUGGAUUCAAUGAUUGAUCAUUAAAGUAUUUUUUAUUGAAUGAAA